Phytophthora infestans T30-4 is the source of this 2397-nucleotide messenger RNA. RefSeq lists its product as uncharacterized. Bases 100 to 2397 code for a protein of 765 amino acids. Gene Ontology annotation, molecular function: transcription coregulator activity. The transcript has 7 exons. Gene Ontology annotation, biological process: regulation of transcription by RNA polymerase II. Gene Ontology annotation, cellular component: mediator complex; core mediator complex. The record is from RefSeq and is a predicted model, not a curated record. NCBI's taxonomy places the organism in Eukaryota, Oomycota, Peronosporomycetes, Peronosporales, Peronosporaceae.
GUCGAGCUUGACGACCAGGCUCCACUUGCCGUGCGUGUGCUGCGGUUUCAAGGCAGCUACAGCUUAGAUCGAUUGUUAGAACACUAAUACUUGUACAAGAUGGAAGAGAAGGGCUCGGACACGGUGGGCGUGACGCUUUACCCGGCAGACUAUGAGGCUGUGGAAAUGGUGACAGACCAGGGCAAGGAGAUCCUCCAACAGGAGUUCACUGAGGCGCAGCUGUUCCUGCACUCAAUCCAGGAGUUGGAACGCGUGCGCACUGACCGCAAAAAGAAGAAAAUGAAGACGGAGGAUGUUGAUGACGAGCAGGACAACGAGGUGAAGACAGAGGACACAGAUGAGUCUAUGGAGACCGCUGAAACUGUAGAGAAGCUUGAAGAGACCGUAGAAGAUGCCGACGAGGAAGAGGACGUCAUCGAUCCGAGAAUUCACUACCGCCCCAUGGUGGCGGAGCUUCAGGCAGCAGUUGCAGAGCUGCACCAGCUCAUCAAUUCUAUUGAUUUAAUUCGUCGUCGUGACUUUUUGGAGGAAAUGCGCUGUAUUCGUGAAAAUACGGCGCCCAAGAGAGAGGAACUGGAGCAUCUUGUGGAGGCGAAACAAGCGCAAGUGAAGGAGAGCGGCGCGAUUUUACUGGAUGGUGUCGAAGCGCUGGCCAAGACGGUGGAGAAGGAAAGUGUGUUUUUCCAGGGCAUCACGCAGAUGCUGCGCAAGUGGAAGAUUUGCGCUCCAAUCCACGGUAACAUCCCCAAGCCGUUCCGUGCGGGCGAACCAUUGGCGGUGGACUGCAGCUACGGUAGCGCGGGAUCCUUCUUCGUGCCGCAGACCCGAUCUAUCGCGGAUCUCGCGUAUGCUGAGCUGAGUCGCACUGAGAAGGGUCUUGUUCGUGUCAAGACGCCUGAAGAUUUCCUAGCGCGCGCGAUCCAAAUCAAACUAGAAGCCAAGGACACCGGGAAGGAGGGAGCGUUCACAUUGCCAUCUCCACAUCUUGUUCCUAUGACCAAGGCAGAGAUGGAUAAAUUGGAGGACACACCCGAAGAUCUGAAGACUCUGGAGGAGCGCAACGUGUCCAUUCUGAAGGCCGUACAGUUUUCUGUGUUCUGUGAAGAAUUGUUUUGCACUCUGAUGAAGGAGGCGCUUCAGAAUACGUCUAAGUGGACAGACACAGCGUACAAUAUCAGCAAGUAUGCGGUGAAGAAACAUGGCAGGGACGACAGCUCGACUGACACGCACAUUUCCGUUCUGCACGUAUUGGAUGAUGAGAUCCAACUCCGUGUGAAUGAGCGAUACCACCUGACAAUCAAGCUGGUAGACGUAAAGAGUUUGUCAAAGAACAAGGACCCGCGACGUGCCGCAUCCAUUUCGUAUUCAACCCCCGCUGACAGCGACGAAGCCUUCUUGACACAGACUUGUCGGUAUACACUUCUGCUGUUGCAGCAAGAGAUAAGAACUCGUCACGGUCGAAAGGAUAUCUCUCGGGCGUUGCUGUACACAGGCUCGGACAUUUCGACGACUUCUGGAGGGGGCGUGAACUCUAGCAACUCGGGUGCAGGUGCUGCAGGCAUGGGUCCUGCAAGCGAGACAGACAAACACGACAACACCCCAGGAACGCUGGCUACAGUCUUGACUGUCCUCGCACAUAAUCUGCUGAAAAACGAGGUAGGUCGGUAUCUGGACGAGGUGUCAUCGGUGCUUGCCUUUCAGAAGCUACAGAGCUCUGCAUCAGGUCGCGUGUUGGACGAUGGUUUGUUGCAGCCCAUCUGCGAUUCGGUACGCGGAGUCUACGUGAGUCCUCGGUGGAAAACGUGCGCGUUUGACUCGACAUUGUCGGCCUUUGACUUGAAUGUCGGCAAGAACUUCUCCACGGAGGUGCUUAUUUCUGGCGCACGGAUUCUCCUUCAGACAGGGAUGGCGUCGCAACGCGAGGUGUCCGGUGUGGAGGGUCUACGCGAGUUUGUGGAGACGACGGUGUGCUCUCAGGUAGCACUGGCACUACACCACGAUGCAUUGUCGUUCGGAUUGAAGCAAAGCUCGAUGAAUUUGGACCGUACCAGUGUCCGUCUUGUGGUCGCAGGCGAGUGGGAUGGCAGUUGCAUCGGCGAAGGUCGUGUGUCCGAUGCACGCGCAGUUGGCUCGAUCUUCCUGGAGCCGUACUUUGCAGCUGACGGCAGCUUGGCCAUCAACUGUUUACUGCAGGCAGUUGAUGCAAGCAAGCUCGCGCCCGUACAAGCUACACUAUGUCGCUCUGCAUCUGGGGAGGUGCACAAGGUGGAGUGGAAGCGGAUACCUGGCUCGAGUGACGCAGGUAAGAUGCUCUGGCUUAUGCAAAAGACUGGAGUGCUAUCGGAACCGUUCAAAGGGUCUACGAAAUCGAAGACAGCGCUAUCUAACGGCAACUAA